AGGAGUGACAGUAGAGAGUCGACAGGACAGUCCACCAGACCACGAGCAGGAGAAUCAUCAGAGCUCGCAGAAACCCAGCACAAUGACUGAAAAGACGGAUCAUCCUCCAGCAUACCAGGCUGAUAUGGGGUAUCCUUCAGCACCGGGGGGAAUCCCCGCUCAGGGUGUUUACCCUCCGGCUCAGGGGUACAGUUCUGCACCAUAUGGAGCACAGCAGUACCCCGGCCAGGCCACCGUCACCGUCCAGCCCACCGUUUUCGUGACCCCUGGCACUCAGGUUAACCCCGUCCCUGAUUACCUGGGUUACUCCAUCUUCACCAUGCUGUGCUGCUGCUUACCUCUGGGCAUCGCCGCUCUCAUCUACUCCAUCAACACUCGAGACGCCAACAUGACCGGAAACAGAGAUCUGGCCAUGAGAAACUCUCACGUGUCCAGACUCCUGAACAACAUCGCCCUGGGGCUCGGCAUCGUCGCGUACGUCAUCAGCAUCAUCCUCAUCAUCGUCUCGGCUACGACCGUGUGGAAAAUGGCCAAUUAUAACUGAAACGUUUACCGAAACCCCACUAUACAUUACGAGAUCGUUUUAAUAUUUUUAUUGCGUAUUGAUUAAGUGUACAUGUUUGUGAGCAACUGCAGAAAUGUACGUAUAGAUAGUUCACGUGUAUGAUUUAAUGCUUUUCUACCAUUACACAGGCUAGAAGUCGCGUCCUGUUCGUGUAUCUGAAUGCAUAAUGACGCUAUGAUGUUUUAUAAUAAUUAUAUAAUUAACUGUUAUACAGAAACGCGUGUUUUGUUAAGCGCUUCCCAGUUAUUUUUACAUCACUGUUCCUAAUAAACUGGCAACUUGGUGUGUAUUCUUUGUUAGUGCUUAUUUAGUCCAUAGACUACAUUCAUGUUCGUUGAAAGAUGUAAAUGGAAUUGAAAUUAAAUAAAUAAAUAAAUAAAUAAAUAAAUAAA
Messenger RNA from Hemibagrus wyckioides, 957 nucleotides. RefSeq names its product trafficking regulator of GLUT4 1-like. NCBI's taxonomy places the organism in Eukaryota, Metazoa, Chordata, Actinopteri, Siluriformes, Bagridae. Bases 83 to 544 code for a protein of 153 amino acids. The record is from RefSeq and is a predicted model, not a curated record. Gene Ontology annotation, cellular component: membrane. The transcript is spliced from 2 exons.